Molecule: messenger RNA, 1875 nt
Organism: Trichoderma breve
Lineage: Eukaryota; Fungi; Ascomycota; Sordariomycetes; Hypocreales; Hypocreaceae
Exons: 2
Coding region: 1-1875 (624 amino acids)
Source: RefSeq, a predicted model, not a curated record
AUGCGUUUAUCCGCCCGAGAUAGUGGUUACGGAGACGGAGACAAGAAUGAUGGCUCUGCCGAUGACGAUGAAGAGUCUGGACAGAGUACGGCAGAGGAUGAAGCUCAAGAAAUUCAAGUGGAUGAUCUUGAGGACACUAAGCUUGGCUUAAUAUAUGACAAGGAAGCCAAACAACUGUUCCAGGUACCUAUCGAUUCUCCGGAAUAUGAACAGGCAGCUAGUCCACCAGAGAAUUUAACCCUCAGCUUCGAGAACAACAUCCGAGAUUCACCCCCUAUUACCCAGACCAUCAUUCGAGCUGAUGAAUUUGCAGAUUCUCUUUCUGAAGAUGAAUGGCAAUAUUUGCAGUUCCGACCAAUAGAAGAAUUGAUGGACGCCAUAACGUCAGCUGACUGCACGGUUUAUCCCACAGACGCCGAAACGAACACGUCGAUAGAUCACGCCUCAGAAAUUCAGCUGCAAUUUAGGCCACGGUCAUAUGUUUUUAUUGCGGAGACAGUAGAACUAAGGUUCUGUAAAGGAAAAAAAUCUUCAACGCUUAGCUUCUGCGUCGAUAGGAUUUCUGUUACAGAUACUACACAGGGUUUCUGCGUCGUUCAGCCUUGUUCAGUCCUUGGAAAUGCGCAGUGCAAACAUGUCACUAUCGAUAUUCAGGCCAUAAAUAUUGAUAUAUUACCAUUCCAGAUUGAGUUGGUAUCAUAUCAUUGCAUGAUCCCUGGACUAAAUGAUGGCUCCAACAAACAGAGCGACACAAUUCUCAUGAUGUCCAAAUGUUGCCACUCAUCAAGACGCCGUCACACUGUGGUUGAUAUUACGGGCCAUCGACAGAAGAAAUGUGCUUAUAAACAUAUGAUUUGGGGCUUAGUGGCUGAGGUAACAUCGGCUGAAGAAGAUUCUGAUGCAGCUACUGAACGUGCACUGUCGGAGGCUGGAAACUAUGACGCUCCUGAUGUCAAUCAUGAUCCAACGGAGGAAGACACAAUCUCCAACUCGAAGCUAGCGGUACUCUUCCAUCACGGUGGGGAUGACGUUGUUCUCACCUUGUUGAAUAAUGUCAUGCUACAUGAUGUCAAGUCACAAAUUCCCGCACAAGUUGAAUGGGCUGUAUUUGUUCGCUUCCUACAACUCUCUGACAAAUGCAGCGCAACUUUGAGAGACAAAGCAAUCAAGCAGGCGAAAACCUGGGUAUCUAAUUUUCAUAUCCCCAAAACUUUCGAUAAAGAUGCCGUUGCAUGGCUUUGGGUUAUGUGGAAAUUACAAAUGGUGACAGAAUUCAAAGACCUGACAGCUCUUAUUCAACGGCAGGCGCGGAAUCCAGUUUCACGUUGCCUAAAUGAACUUGAAGAUGAAUUACGAAUUGAGCUGCCUACACUCCUCUUAGAUCUUCUGGAACAAAGACGAUCAGAGGUUCUCAGAAGAGUCAAAAACCGAAUAGCUUCAGAGCUGAAUAUAUACCGUAAUAGGUAUCUUGAGAAUAUCACGGAAAGAGAUAUUCUAUGGCUGUCUACUGGUGAAAUUAUGAUCAACUCCUUGUCGUUCGGUUAUUUGAGCUUGGAGAGCGAGAGGUGGAUGAACCACGUUGGCUACGAGAGCGACUAUGGCAUAGAAUUCCGCGGAGUGAGUUUUUUGGACGUUGCGAAUGGUAUCAGAUCAACGGAGGACCUGGGUGACUGGAAGGUUAGUACGGUAUCAACAGCAGACAGAAUGCCUCAGGGGUUGGCCAUGUUAACUGCAUUUAUACCUGUUCUCGGUGUGGGUUUGCACCAGGAAGGUAUUCACAUGAGGCAUGAAGGCUUCAAGUUGCAACUCGUAGGUUUCAUCACCGAGCUAGAAAAAGAAAACUGGGGGGUUGAUAUUGAGGAGAUUGAAGGAUGA